Daphnia carinata is the source of this 1183-nucleotide messenger RNA. It is a transcript of the gene Tango2, whose product is annotated as transport and Golgi organization protein 2-like. The record is from RefSeq and is a predicted model, not a curated record. The transcript is spliced from 5 exons. NCBI's taxonomy places the organism in Eukaryota, Metazoa, Arthropoda, Branchiopoda, Diplostraca, Daphniidae. Bases 252 to 1124 code for a protein of 290 amino acids. Gene Ontology annotation, biological process: Golgi organization; protein secretion. Gene Ontology annotation, cellular component: Golgi apparatus.
CAGCAUUGCAGACGAACACUUCGCACUUUGUAAACACUUCACUAUCCAAAAAUCAGAAUUUAAAUGAUUUAUACCUUUGUCCUUUCGUUGUUUGGCAAUCCUCCAUGAAUAUUUUAUGACAUUGCUAUCGGGGCGUUUCCAAAGUCCGAAGUAUGAAAAUUUUUGGGUUCACCAUGGUGUUACACUAGCAUUCAUAUAGAAGAGACUAUCCGUGCAGUGUAAAAUUUUAAACUGUACACGAGAGACCCACCAUGUGUAUUUUAUUUGUUUAUGUGAAUCCAAACCCUGAACCUGGGGGUUACAAAAUAAUUCUAGCAAGUAAUCGGGACGAAUCGCUGUCUAGGCCUGCUCUACCUGCACAUGAAUGGUUGCCAAACCAUGGUGGAGUAUAUGGAGGAAUUGAUAUGCAACCUGGUAAAGAAGGUGGGACUUGGUUGGCUAUGAACAAACAUGGAAGAAUUGGUGUUCUUUUAAAUGUUGGACAAAGUUACAGUGAAACAGCUGUUAUUGCUGACCCAUCUUCUGGAAGAGGUUUUUAUGCAGUUGAAUGGGUCACGAAUAUGAAAAAGGAUAUGCAAGGAAUAUUCGAUAUCGUUAAAGAGAAACAUGGAAACCGUGAACAGACCUUUAGACUUGUCGCAUUUGAUACAAAUAGGGAACCGAAAGUAGGAACGCUUACUUACGCGGGUAGUAAGUAUGAUGGAUUUCUCGAGGAAUUUCUGCCUCCUGGAAUACAUGCAUUGGGAAAUAAUGCCCCUGACAUUACUUGGAAUAAGGUAGUCAAUGGGAAAAAGGAAUUUGAAUCCAUCAUUAAAAAAACUGUUUCAUGGAACAACAGACAAGACCUUUUAGACUCUCUUAUUAGGCUGUUGGGAAGCAAGGAAAAACAUUGGCCAGAUCCUGGAAUUGUACAACAGAUGAAAGGUUCAGAUUUCGUUAUGGAAUGUUUAAGUGCCAUAUUUGUGGACAUUUCUAGGUUUUAUGGGACCAGAACACAAACUGUGAUUUUAGUCAGUUCUGAGAACGAGGCACUAUUUUACGAAAGAACAAUGGAAGGUGCUCCGGGCAAUCAACCAGUUGCUUGGAUUGAAAACCACCAUGCAUUUAAUUUAGAAACCGAGUAAAUUUCCUAUUGAUGUUACCCAACAGGAUAGAGGAAUAAAUCGUUAAAUGUGCCGCUCGA